AUGAAUGGAGCUAAUCUAUCGGGUGCUAUAGAUGUUAUUGUUGUUGAGUUACCCAAUGGAGAUUUAGUCAGUACUCCUUUCCACGUUAGAUUUGGAAAAUAUGGAGUUUUUUAUAGUGGUGAUAAGGUUAUUGAUAUAAAAAUAAAUGGUCAGGAUAUUGUAAAUUUAGAAAUGAAAUUAACUGAUAGUGGUGUUGGGUAUUUUGUCACUCAAGAUGAUGAAUAUAGUAAUCUUAUGACAGAAAAAAAUGAGAAUAGUGAUAAGGAUAAUGAAAAAAUUAUUGAAAAUAACGAGGAUAAUUCUAAUCCAUAUAAUAAUAAUAAUAAACAAUGUCAAGAUAUUAAAGAUGAUAAAAUUCAAGAUAAUAAUAUUUCUAUUGUUGUUACUGAGUCACCAGAAAAUAAUGAUAAUUCUAAAAUUGUUGAUAAUAAGACAAAAUUUCUUAAAUCUCUUCCAUUUAACAAUAGUAUUUUUUCAAUGAGGAAAAAUAGAUCAUUACCAGAUUUAACUAGUUUGUCCAAUUUAUCUAAAGAACAAGAUUUUAAUCAACAUAAUGUUCAAAAUAAUAUUAUAGAUUUUUCUAAUUAUAAAACAUCAAGAUUUGAUGAUAUGAUUGAUUCUGGUGGUUUAAGUGAGGCUGAUGUAGAUAAUUUGGAUGAUAAAGAUUUUCUUUCUAUUAGAAAUAAUGGAAAUAAAUCUGGGAAAUUUAGAAGUUAUGGUGAUAUAGCUAUUCAUAGAAAACAAUCUGAUUCAACAAUUUUAUAUAUGAAACCUCAAAUUAAUUUUUUUAGAGGUGCUGAUUUACAAAAACAUAAAGAAAUUAAAUAUGACGAGUAUUUUAAAAAAAAUGAGGGUAAUAUAAAUAAAAAAUGUAGAAAAAAUGAUGUUAAAAAAUCUGACAAUGAGUAUGAUGGAGAUGUAGAUGAUGAUGAUGAUAUAAAACAAUCUAUUAUUGGAAAUAGUAGUAGUAUUAGUUUGAUUGGUGAAGCAGCUUUGUCUGAUUCAGAAGUUGAUUAUGAUGGUAGAAAUAAUUCAAAUUUACAGGAAGUUGUUGAACAUGGUGAAUGGAAAUGGGGUGAAAUUCCUAAAACAAAAGAGGAAGAAGCAGCAAAUAAAGAAUUGUUAAGGAAAAAAAAAGGUGUAGAAAAUGAAGUAAAUAAAAAGAAAAAACAAGAUAAAAGACGUAGUGGUUGGAAUUUUUGGCCUUUUAAAAGAGAAGUUGUUGAUGAUAAUAGUGAUGAUGAAAAUCAACGUUCUAAAAGAAUAAAACAAGAUGAAUCAAUAACUGUAGAAGAUCUUCAGGCAUACAUUAAUAAUCCUGAAAAAUAUGAUAAAUAUAUGGGUAGUACUAAAUUUGAGAGUGAUAAAAAACCAAAAAGGGAUGUAUUAGUUAGUGCAACUGAUAGUGGAAAUCAUUCAGCAAUUUUAUCUAAUACAACAUCAACUGUUACUACACCAACUAGUACAGAUGCAAUGUACAUUAAUUUUGAUAGUGAUGGUGGUAAAAAUUUAGGAAGUUUAAGUGAUGGUAUUUAUGAUGAUGAUAUUAUAACACCAACAGAAGAUAAUAAACAAAUUAUUAAUGCUAAAAAAAUAGAAUUUAGUGGAAAACAAAGAAUUCCAUCUGAUACAAGUAUAUCAUCAUUACCUGACCCAUUUUAUAAGGAUGAAUGUGAUAGUAAAAAUUUUGAUAUUAAUGAUAAAUAUAAUAUAACUGGUAAAAAACAUUUUUCACAAUCACUUCCAAAAGAUGAAAGUCCAUUAUCAUUACGAAUAGAUAUUGAAGGAUCAACAUCUAGUACAAUACCACCUCCAUCACCAUUAUCUCCUCCUCUAUCACCUCCACUUGAGAACAAAUGCAAUAUUUUUAAGCAAACGUUACGUCUAACAUCUUCACAACUUAAAUCAUUAAACCUACACUAUGGUUCAAAUGAAGCUCAUUUUUCUAUAACAACUAAAUAUCAAGGAACUUCUUGGUGUAGUUGUCAUAUUUAUCUUUUUCAUUGGUAUGAUAAAUUAAUAAUAUCUGAUAUUGAUGGAACGAUAACAAAAUCAGAUAUACUUGGACAUGUAAUACCAGCUAUUGGUGGACAAUGGGCACAUUCUGGUGUAACUAAAUUAUAUCAAAGAAUUAAAAAUAACGGUUAUAAAAUGGUAUAUUUAAGUAGUAGAGCUAUAGGACAAAGUUAUACAACUAAAAAUUAUUUAAAAAAUGUUAAUCAAAAUAGUGAAGUUUUACCUGAUGGUCCAGUUUUAUUAUGUCCUGAUAGUAUUAUAACAGCAUUUAGAAGAGAGGUUAUAGAAAGACGUCCUGAAGAAUUUAAAAUAGCUUGCCUUAGUGAUUUAAAAGCAUUAUUUCCAAAAGAAUUAGAAUCCAAUCCAUUUGUUGCCGGUUUUGGAAAUCGUGAUACAGAUGUUAAAUCAUAUCUUGCUGUAGGUAUUCCACAUAAUAAAAUUCUCAUUGUUAAUCCUAAUGGUGACGUUAAAUGUUCUGAUAAAAUGGGUAUCUCUUUUUCAACAAACUAUUCUGCGAUGGCAAUAGAAACUGUUGAUUAUAUGUUUCCACCGUUAAUUAAUGUUGAAGAAAAGAUUAUUGACAAUCCUAAUAUAUCAAAGGAGGAUAAAAAGAAUUUAGAUAAUGACAAUAAGAUAAAUAAUUCUUUAACUGAAGAAAACUCAGAUUUACAAUCGUUAGAAAAUGUAGAAGGAAAGGAUAAUAUAUCAUCUAAAACAUAUGUGUCACCACUUCAAACAUCUUUUAAACAUUCUACAACAUCAAGUUCUUUCACUUUUUGGAGAAUACCACCUAAUACAGACUUAAUUUAA
This is a messenger RNA of Strongyloides ratti, 2826 nucleotides long. Its product is annotated as Lipin, N-terminal domain and LNS2, Lipin/Ned1/Smp2 domain and HAD-like domain-containing protein. Gene Ontology annotation, cellular component: nucleus. The record is from RefSeq and is a predicted model, not a curated record. NCBI's taxonomy places the organism in Eukaryota, Metazoa, Nematoda, Chromadorea, Rhabditida, Strongyloididae. The transcript has 2 exons. Bases 1 to 2826 code for a protein of 941 amino acids. Gene Ontology annotation, molecular function: transcription coactivator activity; phosphatidate phosphatase activity. Gene Ontology annotation, biological process: fatty acid catabolic process; cellular response to insulin stimulus; triglyceride biosynthetic process.